Aspergillus ochraceoroseus IBT 24754 is the source of this 2654-nucleotide messenger RNA. Its product is annotated as mitochondrial intermediate peptidase. The transcript has a single exon. The record is from RefSeq and is a predicted model, not a curated record. NCBI's taxonomy places the organism in Eukaryota, Fungi, Ascomycota, Eurotiomycetes, Eurotiales, Aspergillaceae. Gene Ontology annotation, molecular function: metalloendopeptidase activity. Gene Ontology annotation, cellular component: mitochondrion. Bases 117 to 2516 code for a protein of 799 amino acids. Gene Ontology annotation, biological process: peptide metabolic process.
CGUCUUCAUCUUCCUUCAUUCUUUUCUACAUUCCUCUCUCGACGACGACUCUUCUAUUACCUCUUCUAUUGUCCACUCUAUUGUCCACUCUAAUGUAAUUAUAUUCCUUCGUUAACAUGCUGCGUCCCUGGAUCUGUCGCUCUUGUCGACUCCAACGCCAGCAUCGUCGCUUCGUCACCACCUCCUCCUCGCUCUCCUACGCCUCUGCCUCCCCCUCGACUGUCUAUUCCUCCGUUUCGAAAUCGUCCGAUGAUGAUACCCUACGCCAGGUCUUCGAUUCCCAGUCGUUCUGGCGCGAUUUUUCCCAAUCCUCCUCCUCCUCGUUCUCCCUCAACCGCAAACCCACCGGUCUCGUCCAGAAUCAGUACUUGACCAGCCCCGACGGAUUCCGCGCCUUUGCCCAGGACUCAUUGCAGAAAUGUCAGGCCAUCGUUGCCCGUGUGCUGGCUGCGUCCACGGUGGAUGAAUACCGGGCGCUGGUGCGACACUUGGACCGGCUGAGCGAUCUGCUGUGUCGCGUCAUCGAUCUGUCCGACUUCAUCCGCGGCAUUCAUCCGGAACCGCCCGUCCAGGAGGCCGCGGGCCAGGCCUACGCGCUCAUGUUUGAAUACAUGAACGUGCUCAACACUACUACGGGCCUCCAUGACCAACUACGGGCAGCUCUGGCCCAACCAGAGGUUACCUCCCAUUGGUCCGCCGAGGAGACCAUUGUCGCCCGCAUCCUACUGCAGGACUUUGCCAAUUCCGCGAUCCAUAUGCCCCCCAAUGAUCGCCAGCGCUUCGUCACUCUCUCCAACGAGAUCAGUCAGUUGGGGUCCGCCUUUGCCCAUGGGGCUGAACCCGCCCGGUCGCACGUGGUUGUGUCCUCGAACGACCUGCGGGGGUUGGAUCCGAUGCUCAUUCAGCAGAUCAAGCGCUGGAACCCCCGCUCCGCCGCAGUGCCCACGGUCGGGUUGAUCCCACGCCUGGCCUUGCGCUCAGUUCACAAUGCAGACGCUCGUCGCGAGAUCUACCAGGCUACUCGGACAGCUAGCUCGCGGCAGAUUGAGCGUCUGGAGCAGCUCCUGGCCAAACGCACCGAGCUAGCCCAGCUCGCGGGCUACCCGACCUUUGCGCAUAUGACUCUCAACGACAAGAUGGCCAAGACUCCCGCUGCUGUGUCGGAGUUCCUGACGACUCUUAUUCAGAGCAACCGUCCGGAUGUCCAGGAAGAACUUGCCCAGCUCCAGGCUGCGAAGGGUAGCCAAUUACAUCCCUGGGACCACGCCUACUAUGUCCACCAGCGUGUGCGUCAGUAUGAAACCGGCCAGCAGAUCCGUAAAUCACGCGAGUGGUCCGCCAUUCCCGAGUUCUUUUCCCUGGGCACUGUCAUGCAGGGCCUCUCGCGGCUUUUUGAUCGUCUGUACGGUGUUCGACUGGUGCCGCGUGAGACGGCCCCGGGAGAAACCUGGACGGGGGAUGUCCGUCGGCUGGACGUGGUGGAUGAGGCAAAUCGCCCACUCGCUGUCAUCUACUGCGAUCUGUUCUCCCGUCCGAACAAACACCCGAACCCGGCCCACUUCACUCUCCGAUGUGCGCGCGAGAUCACUCCCGAGGAGGUGGCUGAAUGCGCCGCAGUAGCCGCCGAGGACCCUAUGCUCGCUCAUCCCAAUGAUGGUAUGGCUACCGCCAUUGAUUCGCAAUCCCAAACACUCCGCCAACUCCCCACCAUUGCGCUGGUGUGCGAUUUCCCAGAGCCCGCCAGGGGGGGUCUCACGCCAUCCCUUUUAAGCGAACACAGCGUGCGCACGCUCUUCCACGAGAUGGGCCACGCUCUUCACUCGAUUCUCGGGCAGACGCGUCUGCAGUCCAUCUCCGGCACGCGUUGUGCCACUGACUUCGCCGAACUGCCGUCUGUGCUCAUGGAGCGAUUCGCGACCGAUCCGUCCGUGCUCGCUCUCUACGCGCGACACUGGCGAACCGACGAGCCUCUGUCCGAGAGCAUGAUCCGCCGAAUGGCCCAGGACCGGGCCGCGCACGGCGCCAUUUAUGGUGCGGUGGAAAACGAAGCCCAGAUCCUCAUGGCGCUCGUCGAUCAAGCGUACCACACAACCACCACCGAUAGUGCCUUCCUUGACACCACCCAGCUCUACCACCAGGUGUGUUCGACGCACGCCAGCCUUCCGGAUUCUGUGGACGUGCACGGCCGGCCGUCCACCUCCUGGCAGGGAUUCUUCGGGCACCUGUACGGGUACGGUGCCACGUACUACAGCUACAUCUUCGACCGGGCGAUCGCCAAUAAGCUCUGGGAAGACGUGUUCCAGGGUGGAGCAUCGGCCGUGGACCGGAACGCGGGUGAGCGGUACAAGAAGGAGGUCCUCCGCUGGGGUGGCGGCCGGAAUGGCUGGGAAUGCGUCGCUGGCGUGUUGGGGCCGCAGAACCCAUCCACAGCUAGCGGAAAACUAGUGGAAGGCGGCGAUGAAGCGAUGCGCGAAGUCGGUCGAUGGGGACUAGGCCGUGACGGAAUCUCGGGAUAACCAGCCCCCUUGGACUGGGGAAUAAUCAUAAUGAUAUACCUAACUAACAUAUACCUUAUAGUAUAGAGCUGCUAGAUGAUAGAUCCACAUCAGUUGCAUAUGCAUCUUACCAAGUGACCAUCAAUAACUGCCCCGUAU